GUGGAUCUCGUUGUCGACAUUUCAACUUAACCUCGAGAGUUGCCCGACAUGCGCUCUAUUUUCACUAUUCUUCUUCUCGUUUCAUCUUCACUUGCGGCCCUUGUCCAUCCGGGUGGCCUUCACACCGACGCUGACUUUGAGCGGGUCAAAGCUCAUGUCGACGCUGGUGACGAGCCUUGGACCACGGGUUGGAACUUGUUGACGGCCAACAGCCAUGCUCAAGCAACCUACACUAUGCGCGGCCCUGUCACAACCAUCAUCCGUGGUUCCUCUCCUCUCGGCUCCGAGAACUAUGUCCUCCUCUACAACGACAUCCAUGCCGCCUACCAGCUCGCACUCAGGUGGCGGAUCUCCGGCAAUACUUCCUUCGCAGACACGGCUGUCAGCAUCCUCGACGCAUGGGCAAGCACUGCGACCAGCAUUGAAGGCGACUCCAACCGAUUCCUCGCUUCUGGGAUUUACGGAUACGAAAUGGCUAACGCCGGCGAGCUCAUGCGAAACUACACCGGGUGGACUGGUCUCGCCCAGUUCCAAACGUGGAUGUCGACGGUGUUCUACCCGUUGAACGAGAACUUCCUCGUCAACCACAAUGACGCCCAGUGGUAUCACUACAGAGCAAACUGGGAUCUCUGCAACAUGGCGUCUGCCCUCGCAAUCGGUAUCUUGACCGACAACCAGACCAUGUUCGAUUGGGCCAUCAGUCGCUUCAAUGAGACCGAGGGCACAGGCCAGAUCAACCAUUUCCUCUGGCAGGGAUACGAAGAAGACGGUAGUGGUAAGCUCUUGGAGCAGGGUGAAGAGGCGGGUCGUGACCAGGGUCACGCCACGCUCGACUUCUCGCUGAUCGGAGCGUACGCACAAAUGGCGUAUAACCAAGGACAAGACCUGUUCGCCUACAACUCCAGCCAGAUUCUUGGCGGUUCGGAGUAUGUCGCCAAGUACAACCUCGGAUUCGACGUCCCCUACACCCCACACAUUGUUCCAGACUACGACGAGACAGUCAUCUCCAAUGCUAGCAGAGGUGACAUUCGUCCCGCUUGGGAGCUGCUGUACGCGCACUAUGGCGUCUUGAAGGGCUUGAACGCUUCGUGGACGGAGCAGAUGAGGGAUCUCGUCAACGAGCAGUCAGGCGGUGCAGAAGGAGGAGGGGGAAACUACGGGUCGACGUCCGGUGGGUUCGACCAGUUGGGCUUCGGUACGCUGAUGUACCGCUUGGAAUAAGCUCGGUUUUCUUUUCUCGUCCUCUACCCUCGAGAAUCGGCUGGAACUCCGAGUACUUACAUUUGUAGGUCAUAGUCAUGUGCGGCUUUCGUCUCGAUUGUCGCUCGAUUUUUUUUGAUGUAUUAUACAUACUUGUCACUCGUUACCGUUUGCUUUUGGUCAAACGAUCAGAGGCGCUUCAGUCAUUCCUUUACUUACAGGAUUUCAAUCGUUUCAACCUGCUGGCAAAAUCUACUGCUUUA
Molecule: messenger RNA, 1463 nt
Organism: Stereum hirsutum FP-91666 SS1
Lineage: Eukaryota; Fungi; Basidiomycota; Agaricomycetes; Russulales; Stereaceae
Product: GPI anchored protein
Exons: 4
Coding region: 49-1221 (390 amino acids)
Cellular component (GO): periplasmic space
Molecular function (GO): lyase activity
Source: RefSeq, a predicted model, not a curated record